Miscanthus lutarioriparius is the source of this 1905-nucleotide messenger RNA. Lineage: Eukaryota; Viridiplantae; Streptophyta; Magnoliopsida; Poales; Poaceae. The record is from the annotation of a GenBank genome assembly.
AUGGAUCAGCACCGGAAGAGCAGCCUCAGGUCGUACGCGUCCAACGCCUCGUCCCGGUCGGGGUCCUUCGACUUCGACCACGACCAGGACAAGGAACGCGCCGGCCUGACCGGCGACGGCGACCGCCGGGAGGUCGUCGUCAAGAUCGACGCCGAGCCGCACUCUCCGGUCUCCCUCCACACGCCCGGCGGCGUGUCCGGGCACAGCUCCGCGGUCAGCACGCCGCGGGCCGGCGGCGCGGUGAGCAUUCUCGCGCCGUCUGCGUCCGGGUCGAGCGCGUCGACCUCCAGCGCCGGGGGCGACGCGUCCCGCUCAGGCGACUCGUUCAGUUUCAAGAACCGCCCGCCGCAGUCUCCGGCCAGCGGGGAGUCCAGCGAGGAUCCGCCGAGCCGCCUCAUUGGCAGCUUCCUCCGGAAGCAGGCGGCGGCUGGCGGCGAGCUGUCCAUCGACCCCGACUUCGAUGUGGACGAGAUGAGAAGGCCACCACGCGCGUCGACAUCUGCCAACGCCUCCAGGGAGCUGCGCGUCUCGUUCCAGGACCCCCGGAAACGGUUCUCCCCGUCCACGUCGACGGCGUCCUCCUCCUCCUACGACGCCGGCGACAACCGGAAUCAGAGCACCAUCGACUUGGACACUGCCGAGGUGCUACGCUGCACGUCGACGUCCACCGGUUCCUCCCUGCUGGCGCGCAGCAAGACGCGAUCGAGGCUAAUGGAUCCCCCGCCGCCGUCGACGUCGAGCGCCCCCGCCGGCGAGGGGGAUCCCCGAAAGUCAUUUGUCUCAAAGGGGCUGCCGCCCAAGUCCGGUCAGCUCCGGUCGGGUCUUAUCGGCAAGUCGGGGCUCAUUGGCAAGUCGGGGCCCAUCGGCAAGUCAGGGGGCUUCGACGAUGAGGACGACGACCCGUUCGUGGACGAGGGCAUGACCUCGGACUUCAAGCGCGACACCAUGGACUGCCUCCUCAUCAUGGAGUGGGUCAGCCUGGUGGUCAUCGUGGGCGCGCUCAUCUGCAGCGUCACCAUACCCAGCCUGUCCAGAAAGAAGCUCUCGGGGCUCCACCUCUGGAAGUGGGAGCUCCUCGUGCUCGUGCUCAUCUGCGGCCGCCUCGUCUCAGGCUGGGUGAUCCGCAUCGCCGUCUUCUUCGUCGAGCGCAACUUCCUCCUGCGGAAGAAGGUGCUCUACUUCGUCUACGGCGUGCGCCGCGCCGUGCGGAACGUGCUCUGGCUCGGGAUCGCGCUCGUGUCCUGGCACCUCCUGUUCGACAAGGACGCCAAGCGGGAGACGCACACGCUGGUGCUGACCUACGUCACCAAGGUGCUGUGCUGCCUCCUCGUGGCCACCGUGAUCCGCCUCGUCAAGACGCUGCUGCUCAAGGUGCUCGCCUCGUCCUUCCACGUCUCCACCUACUUCGACAGGAUCCAGGAAGCGCUCUUCAACCAGUACGUCAUCGAGACCCUCUCCGGCCCGCCGCUAGUGGACGAGAGCCGGAUGAUGGCUGAGGUGCAGAGGCUCCAGAGCGCGGGAGCAUCCAUCCCCAGUGAGCUCGAAGCGACAGCGAUGCCGGGCAAGUCUGGGCCACCCAAGAGUGGGCGCCUCACGACGGUCGCGUCCAAACGAGGAGGAGCAGGAGGGACCAGCAAGCAGCUGCAUAGGCAGAAGACCGAGCUCCAUCUGGAUGACGGCAUCUCGAUUGACCAGCUUCACAGGCUCAGCCAGAAGAACAUCUCUGCGUGGAGCAUGAAGAGGCUGAUGAAGAUCGUCCGGUACGGGGCGCUGACAACGAUGGACGAGCAGCUCAAGCAUGCAACGGGCGAGGACGAGCUGGCGACAGAGAUACACAGCGAAUACGAGGCCAAGGUUGCUGCCAAGAGGAUCUUCCAGAACGUCGCCAAGCCUGGAUCCAAGUGA